Molecule: messenger RNA, 4593 nt
Organism: Caretta caretta (loggerhead turtle)
Lineage: Eukaryota; Metazoa; Chordata; Testudines; Cheloniidae
Source: RefSeq, a predicted model, not a curated record
AUUGUGCUGUGCUGCUCACCCCUCCCUUUCACAUACACCACUCCUUUUCUGAGCCUUUUUCCCAGAUCCGUAGCAGCCUUUCCCGGCUUUGGUUGGCUCACUGCCCACUGCUUCUUUGCUGCAGCUGCGGAACUGCUUAUAACUGAGCCUCUCCGCUCAGUCACCCUUUAAUUCUGUGCCCCUGAGCAGACCCAGCAGACAGUCGGCCUUCUCUUGGGCCUCUGCUGCUGCAGUGCUGUGCAACAACUGCCCUAUCUGCUGCUUGAGUGCUCUGGUUCCUACCCCAAGAUACAUCAUCUUUGGCAAUCUGGUUAAAAUGGGCACAAAUCCUGUUCUUGUAGUCCAUGGUGGAGCUUGGGCAAUACCAGAUGAGUUUGCUGAAAGAAGCAUCCUGGGAGUGAAAAAUGCAGUUAAGAGUGGCUUUGCAGUGUUGGAAAUGGGAGGAAGUUCAAUGAAGGCUGUAGAAAUUGCUGUGCGGGCCUUAGAAGAUGAUACUGUGUUUGAUGCAGGUCAUGGUGCUGUACUGAAUGCUGAUGGUUAUGUGGAACUUGAUGCAAUCAUCAUGAAUGGUAAAACUCUUGCUGCUGGUGCAGUCUCCUGUAUCAGGAACAUUUCUAAUCCGGUGGCGUUUGCUUGUUCAGUCUUGGAAAAGACACCUUAUGUGAUGCUCACUGGAACGGGUGCUAACCAGUUUGCUGAGAAGCUAGGCAUACCUCAAGUGCCUGUAGAAGAGUUAGUAACAGACCAUGCCAAAGCUGAAUGGGAGCAAUACCGCAAAUACAAGCAGACUGUCAAAUCACUUUUUAACACAGAAUUGGCUAGAGUCUGGAAGAUGCUGAGUGCACUCAGCUGUCAUGGAUAUCAGGUUCAUGACACAGUGGGUGCAGUUGCUAUAGACUGUGAAGGUAACAUGGUUUGUGCAACAUCAACUGGAGGCAUCACAAACAAAAUGGUUGGACGUGUUGGUGACACCCCAGUCAUAGGUUCAGGUGGCUAUGCUGACAACCUUGUUGGUGCUGUCUCUGCAACUGGUCAUGGAGAGUCCAUCAUGAAAGUCACUCUUGCAAGGCUUAUCCUCUUUCAUAUGGAACAAGGUGAUCCAGGUUCAAAUUUCUGCCCUGGAGCAGGGACUUGUGCCUGGGUGUCUUGCAUCCUAGGUAAAACUCCAGAGGAAGCUGCAGAUUCUUCUCUUCACUAUAUGGAAAAGAGAGUCCAUGGUCGGGGAGGAGUUAUAAUUGUCAGCAAAACUGGAGAAUGGACAGCACGAUUCACCACCAAGCGGAUGGCGUGGGCAGGCAUAAAGGAAGGAGUGUUAAUGUAUGGCCUAAAUCCAGGAGAAACAAUUCAAGAAAUAAUUAACCCCCCCAAAUAAACUUUUUUGGGGAGGGGAUUUUUACACUGGACGUUAUUAGUUUGUGUACACGAUUCUUAAUGAAGGGUGUAUGUAUCUGGCAUCUUUGGACUAACUUACUUCUUAUUCAAGAAGAUUCCUAAAAAAUGGCUUUAUUACGUUGAAUAAAGAUAGUUUUCCAAAGGCAUUGUAUUUGGUUAUUUCAGAACUUUGAGAAAAUGCUAAAUGCUACAUUGAGUCAGUGUUCCAUAGGAGUGGUGUUUCAUGCAAAAUUCAAUAUCUCAACUGUAGUGAACAAACAAACAAAAUGUGUAUGAUAUUCAAUGUUUCAGCUGCAACAUCCACAUCCAACUCGGGUAAUCUCAGUAAUGUGUGCAAGUUUUUUUCCUUUGCUCUCUAAAUGUAUCAUGUAUUCAUUGUUGUGCAUUUUUAGAAAAUUUUAAUGACAUGGAAAAGUUGAACUUUCAAUCAAGUUUAUCCAACUAAGUCUUAAUAGCAAUCUCACAAGUAUAUUUUAAUGUUUUGUGCUGAAUAUUUACCCCAAGAAUACAGAAAGCAGUGGAACUACUUUUAUGUCUUCCAAAAUAAGCUAUAGACUUUAUUUUCUUCUACAUUUGAAAGAUUGAAAUACCCUAUUUGUUAAACCACCUUUAUGGUCCUUUCAUUAAUUCCUCCCAAACCCAGUGAAACACAUUCUUUCAAGUAGACUGUCCCAAAUAAACCACUUUCUGGUAAAAACAGCAUUGCUCUCUUCAAGCAAUCAAAACAAGGUGGGAUUAAUGUUCCACAUAAUGUACAAAAUUCAGCAUUUAAAAAUCAGCUUCACACAUAUAAUUGCAUCAAUACCUCCUUAUAACAGAAACCUUCAUGAGAAAAAGAGCAAAGCACAGACUCUAUUUGUGCAAAGGAUUCAUCUCACAUAAAAUUUCCCUUUGGUCUGUGCAAUCUAUAUAUCUUCACAGCCUGCACUGCAGUCUUUUUUUUUUCACUGAAGAAUUAUCUGUCUUACUUAGUAAUGAGGUGCACUUUCACAAGUAUAUUGUAUAGAUUUUUGUAAUAGCAUUUCAUUGGUUUUGUAAUCUUUUUUUCCUAAAAGCAGUCACCCUUUUACAGAAAUGUCCAAUACUUUGGACUACAGAAAUGUUAUGAGGCAUUCAAGUUUCUUCUGUGAUCCUCCAUACAGUAGAGUUUGAAAUGUUUCCAUAUCUUACUGGUUAUGGCUUGCCGCUCUAUGGAUGUUUUCCAUAAACACUGACAGAUAAGAUAAAAAAGAUACAUUUUGCUGCAAGUCUUGGAUCACCUAAAAGUAAAUUAGCAGUCAGAUGCUGUCGUUUGUACUUUAGGUUUUUUCCUAAAUUGAAUAGCUUUGAUGUCAGCCGCAGCAAUAUAGAGGUGACUUAUUCAAAUAAUCUUGGACAGUAGCAAAUUUAGCUUGUGAUGUUUUAUUUUUGCCACACCAACUUCAAAGAUAUUGAGGAGGUAAACAAUUCUGAGGUGGGCACACUGGCUGUGCACAACAAAGACACAUAACUUCAUUUUGUGCUCACUUUCAUACAAACUCUUUCCUAAAACAUUUUUCAGAAUUAAACAUGGUAAUACAAUUUAAAAAAAAUAGGUAUCGGCAGAGUGAAAUAAAUUAAGAGGCAUAGGUAAUGGAGAAAGAGAUGUUUUCAGUCAAGAAGUGAAAAGAGAAAGUAAGUGAACUCGAGAGAUAGUGAAGACUGCACCAAAAAGAAAGAGCUGCAGAGAGCUUUUCCACUAAGCAUAUCAAGACUGGAUGGGAGAACAAAGGGAAGGCCAAUACUCAACAAGCUGGGAGGGGAACAGAAAAAGGCAAAGUUUAUGGGGUAGCAUCAGGACUGUGUGAACUGCUUGAAAUGAACCAACAAGUUUCUCAGAAUUUGCACUGGGUUGUGUUUGACUGUCAGUGGUUUGCUCAAAAAUAUCCUGUCAGGAGCUCACUGCUAGUCUAACAGUCUCCUAUCAGGGACUCCAGCAUCCACUAUAAAGUGUGUAGCAAAGAGUCCAGACAUCAGUGGCUAGAGGUGGGAUAGGGAGACAGGAAAUGUACUGAAAAAAGACAUAUUAACUAUGUUAAUGUUACACUUUCCCCUAGGCUGGAGGAGGUGCCUUAUGUUUUUCAGGUUGUGACAAAGUUCCUGCUCUACCUUGGUGGGUCUUGCGCUUACUGUCGGAUUUGCUCACCUUGGAGCUUCACGGCAGCCUCAGCUUGGCCGUUUUUCUGAAUUCACAGUCCAGGUCGACUCCUCCUAUGUCUGACCAGGAGUUGGGAGGAUUUGGGGGGAACCCAGGCCCGCCCUCUACUCCGGGUUCCAGCCCAGGGCCCUGUGGAAUGCAGCUGUCUAGAGUGCCUCCUGGAACAGCUGUGCGACAGCUACAACUCCCUGGGCUACUUUCCCAUGGCCUCCUCCCAACACCUUUAUCCUCACCACAGGACCUUCCUCCUGGUGUCUGAUAAUGCUUGUACACCUCAGUCCUCCAACAGUCCGCGUUCUCACUCUCAGCUCCUUGUGCCUCUUGCUCCCAGCUCCUCACAUGCGCACCACAAACUGAAGUGAGCUCCUUUUUAAAACCCAGGUGCCCUGAUUAGCCUUCCUUAAUUGAUUCUAGCAGCUUCUUGAUUGGCUGCAGGUGUUCUAAUCAGCCUGUCUUAAUUGUCUCCAGAAGACAAUUACCUUGUUACCUUACCCAGGGAAAAGGGACCUACUUAGCCUGGGGCUAAUAUAUCUGCCUUCUAUUACUCUCCUAUAGCCAUCUGGUCCGACCCUGUCACACAGGAUAAAUUCUCUCUCUGCAGGGAAUCUGUUUCAGACACACUAUUGGGGCUCCCCAACAGCUGGGGUCAUAAAGUCCUGAUUCAGGCCCAGCUCUGCUGUUGCUGCCAGCCAUGUCCCCCCUGCUCCUCUCCUUGUAAGCAGAACUCAGGAAAUGUGAGGUGCUGUACAUUUAGCCAGGCCAUUAGUCCAAUUUUAAACUUGAUGGUCCUGUUUUUUUUUUUAAGGUUUGUCUCCUGUCCAGUAUUGAUAUAAAACCAGAUGUGGUUUUGUCUGGUGUUAGGCACAGAGAAUGCCAUUUUGAAGAGUUUACCACUCCAACCUAUCGGUGUGACAUCACACACCAUGAAUGCAAGGUCAUGCCAGAUGGGGGUGGGCCAGUGCUGUUCCUGGAAGUACCUGGAUGUCCGGUAUUUUAAAGAUGUGUGAGUGGCCACCCUGUGUACA